CACCGCUUUCUUUCCUGCAGGCACCUUUUAUAUGCCUGCUUGUCUCUUCUCUCCUCAUUACCUCCUCUCUUCUUGCCCCCUUCGCUCCAAGAUUCUAGAGCGACACCCCUCUCAUCAACUACCUGGCCUCUUCGUGUAAGACGACUGAGAUGACUCUUCCACCUCUUGCGCCCUUUCCGCCAGCGGCUCUCCGCCGUGAUAUUCAGCCUCAGGAAUGGGAAGAAUUCCUUGAUGCCUACAUAACGCUUGCACAAUUGUACCUGCAACUGUCCCCCAAAGAAUUUCCUUCAGCUGCUUCAGACGAUGGGUCACUGGUUGCUUUCUUAACUUCUUAUUUCCACGAAGCGGCCGGACCUGCAGGCAACGAGCUCCAUUUUCAUUCAGAGAAGGCACUAGGCUUGCGGAAACAAUGUUUUCUAUUGUCUCACCGUUUGCUAUCUGGAGACCACGUGCCAUCAAAUCUUCUUCAGUGGACUUUCCUUGCCGAUUUCAGCCACGUCUUCAUUCGAAGUGAACGGCUAAAGGAACUUCUGGGCAGUCUCUCGCAAAGGAAGAGUGAUGAGAUUGAAUCAAGUUUGCAGAAACUAAAGACGUCGCUCACCAAGACUCUGGAUUCGAACGAUCCAACGGCAGCCGACAAUGACCUGAAGCGUCUUGCACCGUUAUUACACACUUCGCCGGAUGUCGGGGCCUUUUUUGUUGCCGGAUCGGAUUUCUUGGAUUCCUUAUGUGCUGGCUACACUAAAGCUACACCAGAAUUCAGACCGAAGAUUGUCGCAGUUGCACAUCUGGGGCUGAUUUCCCUUACUAAAGGGGAAAAACCGAACUGGUCCUCGCUGUCCGAUAUCCUCUACAGCCUGAAGAGUAACGCUGAGGCAAACUCUGGCCAAUCCCUACUUUCCGAUCUUGUUACCAAUACACCUCUCCUGGCCCGUAUCAGAGACACUGGUGCCAGUGACGAGGGAACGAGGGCGAAGAAAUUGGCUGAAUCACUGACUUCUUUCCGUCAUUCGAGCCUAGCAAGGCCAAAGCGGCUUGUUCGCCGGAAGGUUGACAAGGGAAAAUCUCGAGCUACGGGAGAUGGCUACGGGCAUGAUGCGGAGUUUGGAGAAGUCCACGUACAUCGCAUGAGCCUCAUUACUCAAGUGCAAGACCUGUUCCCACACUUAGGCUCAGCGUUCAUCGUCAAACUUCUGAAUGAGUACAAUGACGACGUGGAACAGGUCACUGCUCAUCUUCUCGACGACUCAUUACCAGCACAUCUCUCAGGCCUCGACAGGUCAGAGCAACUCGAUCUCAGGACCCACGAGACGCCACUCGAUAUCGCUUCGCAUCUCGUACCACGUUCAACCCCUCCACCUCAACGCCGCAAUGUGUAUGACAAUGAUGAGCUUGACCAGCUUACGGUCGACGCGUCUCGUCUGCACAUCGGUCGCAAGAACGAAAAGCUCACCGCCGAUGCCAUUCUCUCCGACAAGGGAGCUGCCCCCAACAAGGCUUCCAUUCUCUCCGCACUGGCGACGUUUGACGCUGACGAUGACGAGCGUGACGACACAUACGACGUGGAGGAUGUCGGCGGUACGGUCGACAACGCAGAACCGGACGAGGACGCAGAUGCACGGGACCGGAACGACGAAGCGCUGUUUAGAGCCUACUCCAUGUCGAAGGGAGCUUUUGGUAGGGACGCGGCGACACGGCGAUCCAAGGCACGCGAGGCGUUGAGGAGCGAGACGGGAAUGACGGACGAGGCCAUCGAAGGCUGGGCGGUGAUGCUGGCGCGGGAUCCGCGCAAGCUACGCAGGCUGGAGGCCAAGUUCAGCACAUUCACGGGGCAGCAGACGGAGCUGGAGAGCACGAAGUGGCGCGAGAGCCCAGCCGGGUCAGGCGAGGACAGCGAAGGCGGGCCAGCCGGGCGUGGUGGCGGCAGAGGAGGCGGUUUCAGAGGCGGCAGGGGCAGGGGCGGGGGUGGAGGAGGAGGAGGAGGAGGCAGAGGGAGAGGACGCGGGCGUGGCGGCAGCGCCAGCGUGGCAGGGCCUUCGGACGACAAGGACACACAGGCGCAGCGGCAGAGGAAGGAGGCCAACAAGGGCUCGAGGGCGAACCACAACAGGCGCGACCAGCGCGCGCGCAAGAUGGCGAGAGGAGGCUUCCCAGGGUAAAGCUGGGCAGCGCAUGGCAGCUGAGGUCAGGUCGCUUAUGCUGGUCAAGACUGCCCAGGUACGUUCAGGCAUGACCCGGGCAGUGAGCUCUUUGUUGGAGACAGACAUCAGGCCGCCUGCAGCGGACGUAUGUACGUAGGCCGGGUUGCUAUCCCGCCCUCUACUACGUACGAGGCAAGUCAGAAGGUCAGCAAGUCAGCACCAACGCACGAAUCCGAGCGUAGGUAUAAGGUUUGUAUACAACACAUAUACGUAUGCAAGGAGGUAUCGGUAGUAGAAAAUUAGUCCAAUAGGCAUGACCUUGUCAGCAA
This is a messenger RNA of Aplosporella prunicola CBS 121167, 2470 nucleotides long. RefSeq lists its product as uncharacterized. The record is from RefSeq and is a predicted model, not a curated record. Gene Ontology annotation, molecular function: ubiquitin binding. NCBI's taxonomy places the organism in Eukaryota, Fungi, Ascomycota, Dothideomycetes, Botryosphaeriales, Aplosporellaceae. The transcript has a single exon. The coding region runs from base 150 to 2159 and encodes 669 amino acids.